Gaeumannomyces tritici R3-111a-1 is the source of this 3555-nucleotide messenger RNA. RefSeq names its product phosphate metabolism protein 7. Gene Ontology annotation, molecular function: calcium-activated cation channel activity. Bases 444 to 3143 code for a protein of 899 amino acids. Gene Ontology annotation, cellular component: plasma membrane. The record is from RefSeq and is a predicted model, not a curated record. The transcript is spliced from 5 exons. Lineage: Eukaryota; Fungi; Ascomycota; Sordariomycetes; Magnaporthales; Magnaporthaceae.
GCCAUGCAGUGCGGAAGCCAGAAGCAGCAAAAAUCAAGAAUGGCUGGCAAUGCACAGGUAGACCUGCAGUUGCUGUGAGGGUAUUUCAUAUGUCCGCCAGCCUUCCUCCCGCCCUCCUCCAACCGGCCUCCCCAUCAAACGUCAACAUCAAUUUCCUCAGCUUGUGACCGCCGAGGGUCGAAUAGGAUCCGUGCGCGCGUCUGGACCCGAUAAGCUCGCGUGUGCCAGUGCCUUUAAUAUCUGCGAAACUUGCUGGCCCUGCUGUACAAAUACCGACCCGUCUCGCCCGUCAACACUCAGGCUAGUUGCGUGCUGGCUACCAUUAAGACUGGACUGGAGGUGACGGCACACAAACGACCUUCACAGCAACAGCCGUAAUUUAGACCUUUCCUGAUACCCUCCCUCCUUGCAUUUCGGCCUGGUGCUGGCCCAACACCCCCACCAUGUCCGGGACGGACGAGCAGAAGCUCGUUGAGGACUCGAGCAUUUCGGGUCUUGUCGCGACUCUCGUGCCGACCCUGAUUAUCGCCCUUGUAUACAUUGCCAUCUUCCUGAUUCUGCGCAAAAGCCAGCGAAGAUGGUACGCUCCCCGAACCUACAUCGGGAGUUUGCGUCCGAGUGAACGUACGCCCGAGCUACCAAACGGCUUGUUCAACUGGUUCGGAUCCUUCUACAAGAUCCCCGACACUCACGCCCUCCGUCACCAGUCUUUGGAUGCCUAUCUGUUCCUCCGGUAUAUGCGCAUCGCCAUCGUCAUCACGUUUGUCGGCUGCUGCAUUACCUGGCCCAUCCUCUUCCCUGUCAACAUCACUGGCGGCGGUGGCCAGCAAGGCCUCAACAAGCUCACUUAUUCCAACGUCAACGUGGCAAUCGAGGGCGGCCAUCACCGGUACUUUGCCCACGCCUUUGCUGCCUGGCUUUUCUACGGCUUUGUCAUCUACGUCAUCUUCCGGGAGUGCAUCUUCUACAUCAACCUGCGCCAGGCAUUCCUGCUCAGCCCGCUCUACUCGCGCCGCAUCUCCUCUCGUACCGUGCUCUUCACGUCCGUCCCAGAGCCCUACCUGAACGAAGCCUCGCUCCGCCGCGUCUUUGGGCCCUCGGUUCGCAAUAUCUGGAUCACCCACGAGCAAAAGGAGGUCGACAAGAUUGUCAAGGAGCGUGACGAGACUGCCUUCCGCCUAGAGAAGGCCGAGGUCAAGCUCAUCAAGCUCGUCGACAAGGAGCGCCGCCUCGCGCUGAAGAAGGGUACCGCCGGAGAUGCCGAGAAGAAUGGCCAGGCCCCUGUCGGCGCCGAGUCUGGAAGCGCCGCCGCCCGUUGGAUCUCUCCAAAGAAGCGCCCGACCCACAAGACGGGCGCCCUCGGCCUGAUGGGGAAGAAGGUCGACUCCAUCGACCACAGCCGUGAGGAGCUCCAGCGCCUGAUCCCCGAGGCCGAUGCCGCACAGCGCCGCUACCGCGCGGGCGAGUACAAGAAGGUCCCGGGCGUUUUUGUCGAGUUCCGCACCCAGGGCGAGGCCGAGGCUGCCUUCCAAGUCUUGGCGCACCACAAUGGCCUGCGCAUGGCUCCCCGCCACAUUGGAAUCACCCCUUCGGACGUCAUCUGGUCCUCUCUCAGCAUCCCAUGGUGGCAGAAAGUUGUCCGUCGCUACAUCGUCAUCGCCUUUAUCGCUGUCCUUAUCAUCUUCUGGGCCAUCCCUGUGGCGAUCGUCGGUGUUAUCAGCAACAUCAACUACCUCAUGAAUGAGUUCACCUGGCUCCGUUGGCUCAAUGCUAUCCCCGACAAAAUCAUGGGCGUUAUCACUGGCCUGCUGCCGUCCGUGGCUCUAGCAAUCCUGAUGUCGCUCGUGCCGGUCAUCAUGCGACUGUGCGCCAAGUUCUCGGGCGAACCAUCCUACUCCCGGGUCGAGCUUUUUACGCAAAACGCCUACUUCUGCUUCCAGGUCGUUCAGGUCUGGUUCGUGAGCACUGUUGGUGGCGCCGGUCCCGGACUGUACAAGCAGAUCCAGGACAUCGCCCAGGAGCCGGGCAAGAUCACCCAAGUCCUGUCCCAGGCGCUUCCCAAGCCCGGAAACUUUUACAACAACUACUUCCUCGUCCAGGGCCUCACAGUCGCCGCGGGCGUCCUCUCUCAGGUCGUUGGCUUCGCCAUCUUCAUGAUCAUGUACAAGUUCCUCUCUGGCACCCCUCGGGCUCUCUACACCAAGUGGGCCAACCUGAGCGCCAUCUCGUGGGGUAGCGUCAUGCCCGUCUACACCAUGAUCGUCUGCAUCGCCAUCAUCUACGCCGUCAUCUCGCCGCUCGUCCUCGCCUUUGCCUGCAUCGCCAUGUGCCUCUUCUACGUGGCCUGGCGCUACAACAUCCUGUUUGUGACCGACACCAAGAUCGACACGCGCGGCCUCAUCUACCCCCGCGCCAUCAAGCAGCUCUUCACGGGCAUCUACAUCGCCGAGCUCUGCCUUCUCGGCCUGAUCGGUGCCAGCGGCGCCCCGUGGCCUGCCAUUAUUGUGGCCCUUUUGUUCCUCUUCACUAUCAUGGCCCACGCCACCAUGAACAUGGCCAUCAAGCCCCUGCUGUACAACCUGCCGCAGUCGCUCCUGGCCGAGGAGGAGGCCCUGCUCGCGCCACCGGGGUCGCACCACAACAGCAACGUACCUGCCGGCAGCCCCCUGUCGGGCGGCCUCGGGGUGGCCCCGUCAGGCACGACCAAUGGCAGCAACGCCCUGCCGACCGCGCCCGACGCCACCGCCAAGGGCGACGUGGAGAACGGCGCCAUGGGGCCUGGCGACGGCAUCAUUCAGAAGCGGGGCAACUUCCUGACGCGCUUCCUGAUGCCCUGGAAGUACGCCGACUACGCGACGAUGCGCAGGCUGGUGCCGCGCGCCGAGGACCUGGACCUGGACCUGGACAACCUUUACUCGGACGAGGUCAACGGCAACGCCUACUGCCCGCCCUCGACCACGAGCGCGCCGCCCCUGCUCUGGAUCCCGCGCGACGCGGCCGGCGUGUCGAGGCAGGAGGUCGCCCACACGUCCAAGAUCAUCCACAUCACGGACGAGGGCUGCGAGAUCAACGAGAACGGGAAGCUGAACUGGGAUAGGGAGGCGGCUCGCCCGCCCGUCUGGGAGGAGAAGGUGCUUUACUGAGCUGUUGGAUUCUUUCCCCGGGGGGGAUCAAGCAACAUUAAAUUAAUGGGGAUAUCUUUGCUGAACCCGGAAAGGGUAGACGCAAAAAGCACCAAGAAGAAGCGGACGGUGGUGUUGCGGAGGUGGCGAACGAAGUUGUUUCAUUUUGUUCAUGUUUUAAACCUUCUCGACCUUGACCGUUUUAUGAUACCCUCGUUGAAAAAGGUCUGGUACGAUGUCAUAAUGCGGUCGGCUUGCAUUACUUGUACUUGAUCUAAUAGCCAGAGCCUGCGACAGGCACCCUAAUUCUCUCGUCUCCCAAACUCAUGAUAGCAUUCACAGUCGGGAUCCUAAUCUUGGAGCCUACGAUCAUUUUCAACACCGUACGUACCUCUUUGUGAAGUUUUGCAAAUGUGCAAAUGUUCAUGUUCAG